UUCUCGUCAUUAUUCGUGUCUGGUUUCUCCCGCGACCGCGUGCGCAGACCGGUUGCGCACCAGGCGUGUGCGUUGUCCAGAUUCUUUGUUGGAUUCCAUACAUACCAAAAACAGAGUGGUGACUCUCGCUCGUAUUUACCAGGGGGGGCCACGGAAUAAUAACGUGUGAAUUUUCGCGAAAACACCCGUGUGCCACCGCGUAGAAACACGUCAACUCGCCCUGUGGUGCACCGACGUUGCCGUCAUCCUGACCUGCCAGAAAAAUCCUCAUGAAAGACUGGGAACUCAGUACUCAAAAUAGCAUCGGCAGUGCGGUGGCUGCAGCCGACACCAUUUCCUCGCCGUGGACCCCUGCGAGUUCCGGGCCGCCGCCCGACGCCAACGGCUCCGGCUCGGAUACGAAAAACCUGGACGUCGGGGAGAUCAGUGAUGAUGAGAAGGACCUGUCGGCGGCGGACGCGGAGGGAGUAUGGUCACCGGAUAUCGAGCAGAGCUUCCAGGAAGCUCUCACCAUAUAUCCGCCAUGCGGUCGACGCAAAAUUAUCCUCUCAGACGAGGGCAAGAUGUACGGUCGCAAUGAGUUGAUCGCACGUUACAUCAAACUAAGGACCGGUAAGACGAGAACGCGAAAGCAAGUCUCGUCUCACAUACAGGUCCUUGCUAGGAGGAAACUUCGAGAAAUCCAGGCUAAACUCAAAGUGGAUCAUAGCGCGAAGGAGAAGGCGUUGCAGACAAUGUCAAACAUGUCGAGUGCCCAGAUAGUAUCGGCAGGCAGUGCGAUACACAACAAGAUGCCCCCCGCCCUUGUGGGGCCCCUUGCCCUUCACGCUUCCACUCCCGUCUCCUAUCCCGGAGCGCAAUUUUGGCAACCGGGUUUGCAGCCAGGAACGUCCCAAGAUGUCAAACCAUUUCCGCAACCGGCGUACACUGGGAAACCAGCGACGGCGGUCACAGGCGGCGACAUGGUGCAAGCACAACCACCACCACCGUGGGAGGGACGCGCCAUUGCUACUCACAAAUUAAGACUCGUCGAAUUUUCGGCCUUCAUGGAACAGCCCAGAGAUCAAGACAUGUACCAUAAGCACCUGUUCGUCCACAUAGGGGGUUCGGCGACGUACGCGGAUCCUCUCCUGGAAGCUGUGGACGUGAGGCAGAUAUACGACAAGUUCCCGGAGAAGAAAGGCGGCCUCAAGGAAUUGUAUGACAAAGGACCUCAGGCGGCUUUCUUCCUCGUCAAGUUCUGGGCGGAUCUCAACACCAACAUUCAGGACGAAGCGGGAGCUUUCUAUGGAGUGACGAGCCAAUACGAGAGCAACGAGAACAUGACGAUAACGUGUUCGACGAAGGUUUGCUCGUUUGGCAAGCAAGUGGUAGAGAAGGUGGAAACCGAGUACGCCAGGUUUGAGAAUGGAAGGUUCGUUUAUCGCAUCACCCGCUCUCCCAUGUGCGAGUAUAUGAUCAACUUUAUUCACAAACUGAAGCACCUACCUGAAAAAUACAUGAUGAACAGCGUUCUUGAGAACUUCACCAUCCUCCAGGUUGUGACAAACAGAGACACGCAAGAAACGUUACUCUGCACAGCGUACGUCUUCGAAGUCUCGACGUCCGAACACGGUGCUCAGCAUCACAUAUACAGACUAGUCAAAGACUAGCCUGUUUAAUAUGCUCGUCAUGCAGCCAUCCACCCCCAUCAGUGCCUACCACCACAAAAAAAACAAAAACAAACAAACAAAAAAAUCAUUUCAUAUAACAAGCAUUCAAACACAUCCACAAUUUAUAUAUAUAUAUAAAAAAAUACACAAACAAAACACACAAUUUUAAUAGCGACUCCAAGAGCUCGCCAUGAACAAGAAUAUAAACGUGCGAUUAACACGUCGAUUGACGCACGAGCUUUGCUUUUUUGCAUACUCGUUGUUCUCUGAGUGUUUUCCCAUGGCGAUUUUUAGAAGAAGAACAAGAAGAAAAAAGAAACAGAAAUCCCUCCCUAUACUCUCUCUCUCCAUCACAGAAAAAAAAAUCGGUGACCGUGCACCUUUAUUUUUCUUUUUAAAAUUGAAAAAAAAAUUAAAUCUAAAUUCGGAAUUUAGAGAAAAUUCUAUUUUGCGAAAACAGUGCAAUUUUUAAAACUAGAAAGGAAACGAUUUUUCAUUUCCAAAAACACUGGAUUUUCUUUCUUUUCAAUAUUCUUCGAAUGCAAUUUUUUUUUACUUUUAUAUUUUUUUUUCUACAUUCUUUUUUUUAUGUAACUCUUUAGUUACAUAAAUAGUUCUUCGAAAAUUCGCCCUAAAUACAAAGUGCA
Messenger RNA from Leptopilina heterotoma, 2299 nucleotides. It is a transcript of the gene scalloped, whose product is annotated as protein scalloped. The transcript has 10 exons. The record is from RefSeq and is a predicted model, not a curated record. Gene Ontology annotation, biological process: regulation of transcription by RNA polymerase II; hippo signaling; embryonic organ development. Lineage: Eukaryota; Metazoa; Arthropoda; Insecta; Hymenoptera; Figitidae. Gene Ontology annotation, molecular function: RNA polymerase II cis-regulatory region sequence-specific DNA binding; DNA-binding transcription factor activity, RNA polymerase II-specific. Gene Ontology annotation, cellular component: transcription regulator complex. Bases 270 to 1652 code for a protein of 460 amino acids.